This is a messenger RNA of Pogoniulus pusillus (Red-fronted tinkerbird), 1158 nucleotides long. RefSeq names its product transmembrane 4 L six family member 18 (gene TM4SF18). Bases 231 to 836 code for a protein of 201 amino acids. The record is from RefSeq and is a predicted model, not a curated record. NCBI's taxonomy places the organism in Eukaryota, Metazoa, Chordata, Aves, Piciformes, Lybiidae. The transcript has 5 exons. Gene Ontology annotation, cellular component: membrane.
UGCUGCCCAAAAGACGUCUGCUUAGAGUGGCCAAUCGGUUCAGACGGCAAUACUCAUCUGUUGUUCUGCUGUUAAGCACUUCCCUGUCUCUGGCAUCAAACGCCAGUCACCUGCUUCCUGUGGAUGUGAAGUGACCGAAGCAAAAUGAGGAGCUCAAAUGCUUCUCUUAUUUAAAACCUUUUUGAUCUUUUCUUAGCUUAGAAGAGCAAAACUUCUAAAGUUCUAGAGGGAUGGCUCUAGAGGCAUGUGGAAGCUGUUUGAGUUGUCUGCUGAUACCUCUUGCCCUUUGGAGUAUUGUUGUUAACGUCCUUUUAUACUUCCCUAAUGGGAAGGCUUCACAUGCUGCCAGCUACCAGCUGCCCAACUACGUGUGGUAUUUUGAAGGGAUCUGUUUCUCAGGCGUGCUGAUCCUCCUGCUGGCAGUCAUUCUAAUAGCACUGGAGGGAAACGUGUUCUAUCGGUGCUGCCAGAGUGAGAGCUGCAACAAAACCUACAGGAGUUUUAUCUCAAUUGUGCUAGCCCUGCUUGGAGUUGCUUUCUCUGGAUACGGUUGCAUCAUUUUUACCUUGGGGUUGAUCCAAGGCCCCUUCUGCAAUUCAUCGAGUGGAUGGGAUUAUAUCUUCAAAGGCACAUCUGGAGGGUACCUCACAGAUUAUCCUUCUUGGUCUCAGUGCACUGAACCUCCUAACAUAGUGGAGUGGAACAUCAUUUUACUCUCUAUCCUGAUAGCACUCAGUGGACUGCAGCUGAUCAUUUGUUUUCUCAAAGUGACUGCUGAGCUGAAACGGACACUCUGUGGGACCUACUCUGUGUUUGUCCAGGGCAAUAUUCUCUGAAAAAAUGGCAAGGAAAUCUUCACUGCUUCUCCUCCACACCCUCAGAAAGAAAGAAAUGGCUUCUCCCACAUUUAUGGCGGUAGAUUUGGGUGCUGCUGUAAUCCUGGCUUAAAUCUUUGUCUCUCAAGCCGCUCUGUUUUGGAUGAAGUUAUUUGAACUGUUUGAUGUCUGCGUUUUCCCAGUCGUUUUCUAACCAAUCUGGUUGUCCUUAACUUAUCACCUUCCAGCUUGCUCUGACAAUAGGGAGGUUUGAUGGCCACGGAACUGCUUUUGUAUUGAAAUCAGCCUUUUUGGAAUAAACUGCUGUAAAGCUUCUAUAGAA